UGUCCAUUCACGAUAGCUGGUUCAGGUUACCUCGUUCUGCGUUCUCCUUCAACACAACCGCGAAAACCUUAACUCAGAGCUCGUUCACCAUACCACCCAAAUCAAUUGUCCAAAAUCGCGGCUCAAACCGAACAUUCGAACUUGAAUCAGGAAUUUUGGGGCAAGGUUGCUAGUGUUGGCAGGAUUCAGGAGUAACUAUAGUUCAAACCUAAUAGUAGAAGAAAAGGAACUUCAGCUGGUUUUAUUUGAUAGAGAAACCACUGUUACAGAAAUAUGGAAGAGGAAGAGGUGAAUCGAUGCCAGAUUCAGGAAUGGUAUCCAAAGUUCAAAUCUGUAUCCUUCAAGACCUUAAUUCAUCAACUUCCUGAAUCAUUUAUUCAGUACCUUCUUGAUGACUCAGGGCCCUUCCUGUUGCCUGAUUCUGUCUUAAAUGAAGAUGCAUUACCCAAUAGAAUUCAUAACCCGGAUGAGGAAGAAGAUUUUCAGGUGUCUGAGGGAUCUGGUGAUGAAGCAGAAGCUUCUGCACCACCUUCUUUUCCAGAACUUGAAUUGAAAAUUAAGGACUUCAUUGAGUCCCUUGGGGGUGCAGUCUUCCCUAAGCUGAAUUGGAGUGCCCCGAAAGAUUCAGCUUGGAUAAGCACCUCUGGUACCCUUCGAUGCAUCAGUUUCAGUGAGAUUGCACUUUUAUUUCGAGCAUCUGACUCAUUGGUCCAUGAUUUGUGCCAUGCUUAUGAUUCGUGCCAGGAUAAAUCUUCAACUAGACCCCAGAAUUUCUUUCUUGCUCUCCGUAAAUGGUAUCCAUCCCUUCAGCCAGACAUGGAAUUUCGAUGUUUUGUACGGAAUCAGAAAUUAAUUGGAAUUUCUCAACGGGAGGUUACUACUUUUUAUCCUGUUUUGCUUGAAAAGAAGAAUGAUCUCCUUUUUCUGAUACAGGCAUUUUUCAUCAAUCAUGUGAGGGCUAAAUUUGAGUCAGAAAACUACACAUUUGAUGUUUACAUUACAAAGGAUGACAGAGUUAAGAUUGUGGAUUUCAACCCUUGGGGUGCAUUUACAUUGUCAUUGUUGUUUACAUGGGAUGAAUUGGACCAUAUUCAUAGUGAAGGAAAUGAUGUGGAGUUCAGAAUUGUGGAAGAUCGUUGUGCUGUCAGGCCAGGCCUUAAAACAGCAGUCCCAUUUGACUACUUGGAUACCAGCCCGGGGAGUGGUUGGGAUCAAUUUCUAAGAAAUGCAGAUGAAGAGUUAAGACGACAAUCUACAGGAGCUGGUGCAUGAUAAUCAGAUGUUUUUUUUUUAUUAUUUAUUUUUAAUUUCAUUUCGAGAGUUUUGACAAACAAGGUGAAGACACAUCUUUGAAAACAUUACCCCGUAGAGGAUGCAGUUUUCCUUUUAGUCGUAGUCUUUAUGGUUUAUAAGUUUUUAUAUUGGACUUCUAGUUGCCAUUGUAAGUUGUAUCCAAAUAUCAGGCCUCGGAUAAUUUAAUGCUGAAACAUCAGAGGCACAUGGAGAGCUGAAGUGGCAAUUGUCUAUGAUGAAACCAAAUUAUCUUCCCUUUUAAAUUUUACAUAUGGAGAAAAUAUAUCAUGUAUUGGCUUUUUGUAUUA
Glycine soja is the source of this 1601-nucleotide messenger RNA. Its product is annotated as cell division cycle protein 123 homolog. The record is from RefSeq and is a predicted model, not a curated record. Gene Ontology annotation, cellular component: cytoplasm. The transcript has 3 exons. NCBI's taxonomy places the organism in Eukaryota, Viridiplantae, Streptophyta, Magnoliopsida, Fabales, Fabaceae. Bases 274 to 1272 code for a protein of 332 amino acids.